AGAACAAAAAAAAAACAAAACUUUUUACGUUUUAGGGUUUCGUCUUUCUCUUCCGCUCUCGGCCUUCGUGUAAUUGCCGGAAGAUGGGGAAGAAGAGACAGAAAGAUGCGGAACCCAAAUCCCAAAACGUGGACGUUUCGGCUCAAUUCGGGAUCUUUAGCACCCUCUUCGGCUCCGGCGUUCCCGAGGGAGAAACUACCGGUCUUUCCAGUCUAUUCUCCGACGACAACCCUUUCCGGCGGAAGGCGGAGGAGCCGAAUCCUGUCGGGGACGAGGAGAAAUCGGAGUCUGCAGGUUCCGAUGGGAAGAAAGGCAAGGAGAAGAAACGGAGCAUCGAUGCGGAUAAACCGGCGAAGAAUGGUGAUGAAGAAAUAGCCGUGACGAGUUAUGUGAAAGGGAAGCGACCUAAGAAAGAGAUGGAUAAUGGUGGCUCGAAUGAUGAGAAGGAUUCUGAUAUGGGUAUUGCACAAGAGGGCAAACCUGUGUUGGGUAAUGAGUCGAAGAGGAAGAAGAGGAAGAGGGAUGAGAUAGAGAAGGAAUACGAGGUGAAGAAGUACGGAAAGGCGCCCGAGGCUGGAGAGGAGAAGGAGAAGAAAGUGGGAGAGAAGAGGAAGAAAUCAGACGAAGUGGCGGAUACGACAAUGGUUUCGAAGGAAGGAUUUGAUGACGAGAGUAAGCUGCUAAGAACCGUUUUCGUAGGGAACCUUCCACUGAAAAUCAAGAAAAAGGCGAUAUUGAAAGAGUUUAGCAAAUUCGGCGAGGUUGAGUCCGUGAGGAUUCGGUCUGUUCCGAUCGUGGAUACGAAGAAGACGAGGAAGGGAGCUAUAAUGCAGAAGCAGAUCAAUGAGAAUGCUUCAAGUGUUCAUGCCUAUGUUGUGUUCGAAUCGGAGAAGUCUGCUGAAGCAUCUCUGGCACAUAACAUGUCACUGGUCGGUGGCAAUCACAUCCGAGUUGAUAGUGCAUGCCCACCUCGGAAGAAACUGAAAGGGCAGGCUGCUCAGCUGUAUGACCUGAAAAGGACCGUCUUUGUUGGUAACCUCCCGUUUGAUGUGAAGGAUGAAGAACUGUACCAGCUGUUUACCAGUAUGAACAAUGUGGGGAACAGUGUUGAAGCUAUCCGUGUUGUUAGAGAUCCUCACCUGAACAUUGGAAAGGGAAUCGCAUAUGUCUUGUUUAAGACAUGGGAAGCUGCAAAUCUUGUCUUGAAAAAGAGAAACUGGAAACUUCGGGAUAGAGAACUACGCCUUUCUCGGACUAAAUCCGAUUCAACUCCAUCGAAGAGGAAGAGCCAUGCUUCAGAAGCUUACUCACCUGCCAAGAAACUGGCAAGGGACAAAACCACGUCUUCUGGAGACAAAGAGAAGGAGAAAUUGGACAGGAAGGCCGUCCUUUCGUAUCAAGGUUUACGGGCAACAAAAUCGGGUGGAAACAAGAAGAUUGCCCAUCAGAAAAGCCCCGGAUCAGCAAAGACAAAGCCGAAAGGGGCGGGAGAUCAAACUGGGCAUCUGAAGCAGAGGAAGCAGAAGAGGCCAUCAGUUGCUGCAAGGAAGGCUAGAGCAAAAGGCUCCCAAGAAAAUGAUGUUAAGCGGGCAGGGAUUAAGCGUAAGCAUGACAGCCGGACGCCCGAAAGUUUCUCCCGGAAGAAGAAACCAAAGCGAUUUUAGGACAUUUCAAGACUGUCGCAAAUGGUUGUCAGACUUCUGUUUCUGAAUCGGGUUCCUAUAAUGAUACGAGCCCUUUUGAUAUAUGUUACGUCAGUUGCCUGAACUGGUGCAAUCCCUGAAUUUUGUAUUCGCAUAUAUAUUUCAGCUUUCAGACGAAUCAAAGAAUCUUCUGUCAUAUCAAGAAUAUGUGUUUCCAUUGACA
Molecule: messenger RNA, 1866 nt
Organism: Tarenaya hassleriana
Lineage: Eukaryota; Viridiplantae; Streptophyta; Magnoliopsida; Brassicales; Cleomaceae
Product: RNA-binding protein 34
Exons: 6
Coding region: 84-1664 (526 amino acids)
Molecular function (GO): RNA binding
Source: RefSeq, a predicted model, not a curated record